AUUAUUGGAUUCCUCUACACUUUGUAUUUGCAAAUAGCAUAUAAUGGAUUACUGUACACUUGUGUUUGGAUCAAUUUUUUCUUUGAUUUUUCUUUAUAUUCUAGCAAAAAUAUGUAGCAAAGGAAACAAAAAACUUCCACCAGGUCCAUCACCAUGGCCAAUUAUUGGAAAUCUUCACUUGUUAGGUACAAAAUCCCAGGUAUCUCUAGCCAAUCUUGCAAAAAUUUAUGGUCCAAUUAUGAGUUUAAAAUUAGGACAAAUAACAACAGUGGUUAUUUCUUCAUCAACCAUUGCAAAACAAGUCCUCAAAAUUCAAGAUCAAGCUUUUUCAACAUAUAGAUUUGUUCCUAAUGCCAUUCAAGCACAUAACUAUAGCAAAUUCUCUGUGGCAUUUCUUCAUGUUUGUCCUCAAUGGCGAACGCUGCGCAAAAUAUUGAACAAAAAUAUCUUCUCUUCCAAAAGUCUUGAUGCAAAUCAACAUCUAAGGUCUCAAAAAGUGAAAGAAAUGAUUGAUUAUUGUGAGAAAUGUAGUGAACAAGGUAAAGUUGUGGAUAUAGGUCAAGUUGCUUUCAAGACUAGUCUUAAUUUGUUGUCAAAUACCCUUUUCUCCAAGGAUUUGGCUGACCCUUUUUCAGAUUCGAAGGUGGAGUUGAAGGAAGUUAUAAAGAAUAUCAUUGAUGAGAUGGGGAAUCCUAACCUAGUGGAUUUUUUCCCUAUACUUGAAAAGUUUGAUCUUCAAGGAAUAAAGCGUCGUACAACCAUUCAUAUUGGUAAAUUGUUUAAGCUUUUUGAUGGUUUGAUCAACGAACGAUUGGAGGAAAAGAGAAGGUUUCAUAGUGAAAGAAGUGAUGUUUUGGAAGUGUUUCUCAGUAUUUGUGAAGAAAAUCCUCAAGAAAUCAAUCAUAAUCACAUCAAAUCCGUAUUUUUGGACCUAUUUUUGGCGGGUACUGAUACAACCACAAGCACAAUGGAAUGGAUAAUGGCAGAAAUACUUAAACAUCCUGAGAUUAUGAAGAAAGUUCAGAUUGAACUUGAAGAAAUUAUUGGAAAAGGAAAAUCAAUAGAAGAAGAUGAUAUUUCUCGACUUCCAUACUUGCAGUGCACAGUUAAAGAAACAUUAAGAUUACAUCCAUCUGCUCCAUUCUUACUACCACACAAAGUGGAGCAAGACGUUGAAUUGUGUGGUUACAUCGUUCCAAAGGGCUCACAGGUACUAGUCAAUGUGUGGGAAAUUAAUAGAGAUUCUACUUUUUGGGAGGAUCCCUUAGUGUUUAAACCUGAGAGGUUUUGGCAUUCAAAUUUAGACGUGCGAGGACAAGAUUUUGAACUGAUCCCAUUUGGUGCGGGUAGAAGAAUGUGCCCUGCCUUGCCACUUGCAUUGCGAAUGAUUCCAGUCAUGUUGGGCUCACUCUUGAAUUCCUUCAAUUGGAAACUCGAGGCAGGCAUUAGACCAGAAGACCUAGACAUGGAGGAGAAAUUUGGUUUGGCUUUAGUCAGCUCAUCCUUUGCGGGCUAUCCCAUCUCCUCUUUGAUGGUCAAAAAUUUGAGAUCACCAAUUUCCAAUUAAAGUUUUAUUAUUUUCUUAAGAAACAAAAAUGUAGGCAAUAAAUAUAAAAAUAUUUCAAACUUCAAAUUUAUUCAUUUUUUUGAAGUUUAAGUAAUUUCAAAGGGAAAAGAUUACUAUAUAAAGUACAAUAAUUAUCAAUAUUUCCUCCCCUACACUUUGUAUUUGCAAAUAUAUAGCAUCUAAUGGAUUACUAUACACUUGUGGUGUUUGGAUCCAUUUUUUCAUUGAUUUUUUUCUUUAUA
Messenger RNA from Solanum lycopersicum (tomato), 1809 nucleotides. Its product is annotated as geraniol 8-hydroxylase. Gene Ontology annotation, molecular function: oxidoreductase activity, acting on paired donors, with incorporation or reduction of molecular oxygen; heme binding; iron ion binding. Lineage: Eukaryota; Viridiplantae; Streptophyta; Magnoliopsida; Solanales; Solanaceae. The record is from RefSeq and is a predicted model, not a curated record.